GUCUUUCUGUUUAACAUCAGUAACUAGUUUUUUGCCAUAAUCCGGAAAACUUUGUUUAAAAUUAUCCUUAUCGUUUUAACAAUGGUCUCAACUUGCAACCAAUAAUGUAUUUUGCGCUUUAAAAUCUCAGAUCUGACCUGUGUAGUAAACCUUCUAUAAACCCGUUGCACGUUAACUCUAACAAAAUGGAUGCUGAAGAAUGCAAAUCCAGCAAAGCAGAAGCAAAUAUGGAAACAGAAGAAAGUUUAAAAGAUGGUUCAACGUUACCGACAGCUAUGAUAGUGUUGGGCAUGGCUGGCUCAGGGAAGACCACACUUGUACAGCGCGUUACAGCUCAUCUGCAUGCAAGUGAAAAGUCACCGUAUGUUAUCAACCUUGACCCCGCUGUUCAUGAAGUUCCAUUCCCUGUUAACAUUGAUAUACAGGACACUGUUAACUAUAAAGAAGUAAUGAAACAAUAUGGUUUGGGACCCAACGGUGGAAUCAUGACGGCUCUAAAUUUGUUUACAACAAAAUUUGAUCAAGUGUUAUCUUUGCUUCAAAAACGCGCUCCUGAGUUAGAAAACAUUGUGAUUGACACUCCAGGGCAAAUUGAAGUCUUUACCUGGUCUGCAUCAGGUGCUAUUAUAACAGAGUCGCUGGCUUCAAGCUUUCCCACAGUGGUUGUAUAUAUAGUGGACACAGCCCGAUGUACCAACCCUGUAACAUUCAUGUCCAAUAUGUUGUACGCGUGCAGUAUUCUCUACAAAACAAAACUUCCUUUCUUUGUUGUAAUGAACAAGACAGAUAUUGUUGAUCACAGUUUUGCUCUUCAAUGGACUUCAGAUUUCGAAGCUUUUGAAGAAGCAUUAAGUUCAGAAAAAAGCUACAUUUCCAAUCUCACACGUUCCAUGAGUUUGGUGCUGGACGAAUUUUACAACAAACUAAAACUAGUCGGCUUUUCUGCUCUUACUGGGGCGGGGAUGGAAGAUUUCUUGAAAGCAGUGGAAGAAGCCAGGGAAGAAUACAUUAAAGAAUAUAAACCAGCAUAUGAGAAAAUGAAGAAAGACAAACUAAAUGCUAAAACCAAGAAAACCCCAGUUGCAUCGGAUGUUUCAGACCUAAUGACUGGUUUAGUUGUGACGCAUGGUAGCAAUAUAUCAGACAGCAGUUCUGGGGACAGCGAGGAUGACACUGGUGAUGAAAACGAACGUGAGGAAGAAUCAUUGAAACGAUUUCUAAAAACCAAAGCAAAUGCUGCAGCUGCAAAACCAAACCCUUGACAUUGAGUGACAAGUUGCAACAAUGUAACAUCUAUAUAAGGCUGAAACUUCAAGGCAGGAGAAGGUUGGACGAUGACGGGCGUUGGUUGUGGAACAUCGCCUAAUUCGCGUGUUGUUUUACCAUUGCUGCACAUGUAUGCCUAUGUACGCUUUUACGAAACGUUUAAUCGUUGCCAACGUAACGUUUUGAUUAGCAGUGUACGGGUUGUUCAUUAAAAGCAUUUUUGUUCAAAAAGUUUUAGCCCUGCAAAGAAUGUCGUGUUGUUUCUUGAGAAUUAAAAGCGUAUUCUUCCCGGAAA
Molecule: messenger RNA, 1561 nt
Organism: Ciona intestinalis (vase tunicate)
Lineage: Eukaryota; Metazoa; Chordata; Ascidiacea; Phlebobranchia; Cionidae
Source: RefSeq, a predicted model, not a curated record